AUGCCCGUCCAGACAGAUGACACCAGGAAGGGCAACACUGAAGGAAGUCGCAAACGUCGUCAAAGAGCAUGCAAAGUGUGUUCGCUACUCAAAGAGAAGGUAACGGGUGGAGACACGUCCUUCCAGUGCAGUACAUGCGUACUCACGACAACAGACAAAAGGAGUGGCGAAGCUAAAACGUCGCCAGUGUAUCUGUGCAACAAAGUCAAACACUCGUACGAUGGGGAGGCGCGUACGUGCUUUGAGAUCUGGCACAAGUGCUGGCGGAACGGCACGCACAAGCCCAGCCGUGGUAAGCGCAAAAUCCGUGUGCGGGCAGCGGAGGAAGACGAGUGGAAUGCUGAGGGAGAGGAGGAGGAGACGGCAGACGACGAAGGGUCCCCAAACCCACCGCAGAGAGCACGUCGUAAUUGA
Molecule: messenger RNA, 414 nt
Organism: Phytophthora nicotianae INRA-310
Lineage: Eukaryota; Oomycota; Peronosporomycetes; Peronosporales; Peronosporaceae
Exons: 1
Coding region: 1-414 (137 amino acids)
Source: RefSeq, a predicted model, not a curated record